Molecule: messenger RNA, 747 nt
Organism: Fraxinus pennsylvanica
Lineage: Eukaryota; Viridiplantae; Streptophyta; Magnoliopsida; Lamiales; Oleaceae
Source: the annotation of a GenBank genome assembly
AUGAUACCAGGUGAAUUGCCAAAACUACCCUUCAUCGUCAAGCCCUUCAUCCUUUAUCUCUUCCUCUCUCUAUCUUUCUUAGCCUUUAUCUAUCUACAAACCCCACGUCAUACCUUUAAAAAAGACCCGACAAACCACUCCCCGGACCUCAAGAUCCGACCAGGAUACUCCUCCUACGAUGUCUACAUCGAACGCCAGCUCAACAAGACCCUUAACCCGAAACUCCGACAAAUAUGGACCACCCGGGAUUGGAACCGGAAAGUCGAAGUUUUCUCCAGGUUUUUCGACAGUUUAAAGCAGAGAAAACUACUGUUUAACGGGUCAAAAGCGCUUUGUGUUGGAGCCCGGGUCGGGCAAGAAGUGGCUGCAUUAAAACGGAUCGGUGUUAAUGACUCUGUGGGUAUAGAUCUAGUGCCUUACCCUCCAUUGGUCUUGAAAGGUGACUUUCAUCAUCAGCCGUUUGACGCUGAGACUUUCGAUUUUGAAUUCUCCAAUGUUUUUGAUCAUGCACUUUAUCCUGAUAAAUUUGUUGGAGAGAUCGAAAGGACGUUGAAGCCCGGCGGCAUUUGUGUUUUACACGUGGCGUUAUCUCGACGGGCUGAUAAAUAUUCGGCCAAUGACUUGUACAGUGUGAAACCAUUAAUAGAAUUGUUCAAACAAUCAGAAGUUGUUAAGGUUAGGAAUGUCGAUGGAUUUGGCUUGGACACUGAGGUUGUUUUUCGGAAAAACAAGAAUCGAAACAAGUAA